AUGGCCACAGUGGAACCGCCGAACCCGCUGCCACCAGAUGACAACGUGGGACCAGCCUUGCUGGGCGUGUCUGGUACGUGCCUUGCCUUUGUGAUCAUCACCACUAGUGUUCGGCUAUGGGUCAGAUCAGCCCUGCGAUCGAUGGGCCCCGACGACUGCACCAUUGCGAUUGUCACACUUCUCGGUAUAGCACGAUUCGGCGUACAGGUCGCUCAGGUCGAGAUCGGCAAUGGACGGCACAGAUGGUACAUCGACAAUGAGAACUAUAUGCGCAACAACAUGCUCGGAUGGUUCGCCCAGAUCCUCCUCUUCGCCAGCAUAUGUCUUCUCAAAAUAUCCAUUCUGCUACUUUUAUUGCGUAUCAAAAAUUCGCGAAGGGUCAAAUACGCAGCUUGGGGAAUAAUGGCGGGUCUGUUCAUAACUAAUUUCGGCUGUAUUCUUAUCUUACUCGCGGAAUGCAAGCCUAUCAGCGCGUAUUGGACUGGCGUAGGCGAUUGUUGGGAUCCGCGCGUUCGCAUUUACUACAUCUAUGCUACCAUUGCUUUUUCGAUUGUUACAGACCUGCUGUGUUCUUUGUUGCCGGUUUUCGUCAUCUGGAGUGUCAAGUUACCAAUGAAGACGAAGCUUUCUGUCUGGGCCCUGAUGAGUUUGGGACUUAUUGCAACUGGUUUUGGCAUUGCUCGAGCAUCUUCCCUCGGUGUGGUAACAUCAGAUCUAAGUUGGGUUUAUGCUAUCACAGCAAUAUGGUCCAACCUCGAACUGUAUCUCGGCAUCGUCGGUGCCAAUCUUGCACUUGGCAGAUCGAUUUACGGGUAUUUCUUCAAAGACCGGAGCCACUCCCAGGUUGGCUCCUCGUAUGGUUACGGCAACGGGCCCAGGUCGACGACUACAUCAGGGAACUUGAGAAUACCUGGGUCAGGUCCAUUCCGAUCAGGACAGACACGUUUACCAUCGCAAGGUCAGGAAAGUGAAAUCUCGUUAGUGGACCAAACAAAGAAACAACAGCCGUCCACGUGGUAUGCUGAUGCAAAUACGGACGAUGAUAACCCUCCAGGAGUCACUGAACAUGGUAGAAGAAACAGCCAAUAG
Molecule: messenger RNA, 1089 nt
Organism: Fusarium venenatum
Lineage: Eukaryota; Fungi; Ascomycota; Sordariomycetes; Hypocreales; Nectriaceae
Source: RefSeq, a predicted model, not a curated record